AUGGAAAAGGAGGUGCAAAUUUGGUGGGAUAUAGCUACUUUAGACUUUUAUGUCAACAACAAUAUAGUACCACGUGGACUAAGACUCUAUAAAAGAUCAACCUACAAACGACAUGAUCCAAUACUUUUAAAAAAAUGGGAUCAACUUCUAGAUAAGGGAUCCCUAUUAUUAAUGGUUUUCCUUAUAAAUGAGAAGAAGAAAGAUCUUACCCAAUUAGACCAGGAAAUUACUGAUUCAAAAAGUGCCAUUCGCCCUCUAGUGGAGAAUGGUGAAUAUGUUGAACUUCUAGACACAAUAGAAAGAAGAGUGAAGGACAUUGAGAUGAACAUAAGGGAGAAUAAAAGAAAGAAAAUUUUGAGAGACCAAGUGGAUUAUAAAACUCAAACCCAAAGAAAUUGGAAGAAAGAUCAAACAUUAAGGUAUCAAUCUCCCCAGAAACAUACAACUGAAUUUGGUUAUCAACGACGGGCAACAUAUAGAGAUACCAAUAUCUCCCAAAGGACAUCCUAUCAAGGUCCCACUAGCAAAUGGACACAGAAUCGACCAAUUCGAAACGAAAGGCAUGACUACAAGGAAUAUCAACAACCUCAAUACAUAAAGAGGAGGUAUAUAGACCAAACAAGACAAUACCAUCCACGCAAUAUGAAGUAUCAAAGUAGGGACCGGCAGACACAAGAUUACAGAAACCAAUAUACUCCGAUUGUUGAAACUCCAGUAUUGGCUCAAAGAAGAAUGGACCCUAAUCAGGCAACUAUGGAAGAAAUAAAGACUCAUUCACUUACACAAAUAGAGAAUGAUUUUUUAGACAGGCGGGGAAGGAUUCCCCCCAAGAGAUUUGCGAUGGAAGACUUCAGGUCCCCAGAUGUGGGAAGAAAAAAAAGGUCAAUAAGAGAAUUAGAAGGAGACAUCGAGCAACAGGAGGACAUCAUUCAACAGAAAAGGAGGAAAUAA
Pelobates cultripes (western spadefoot toad) is the source of this 951-nucleotide messenger RNA. The record is from the annotation of a GenBank genome assembly. NCBI's taxonomy places the organism in Eukaryota, Metazoa, Chordata, Amphibia, Anura, Pelobatidae.